UUGAGGAGGCCUGGAGGGGACGCGGGGAGCCCCAUGGGGAAUUUGGCUGUGGCGAGGCCUGCGAGAGGCUCCGGCGGGGAGCUGCGUUUAACGCGGCCUCCCUCCGCUGCCCGCCGCCCUUCGGAGGCGCCGGCAGGGCCCCCUCCUUGGCCCUGGGAUCCUGCUCCUAGCUGGCGUCUGCUGCUAAGAGAAACGCUGUUGCCUGUGCAAUGAAACAGGAGCGAGUGCUUGCAAGGGUAGCCAUGAUGCCUACAUAUUCCAUGAUGGGGCCUUUCAAAGGACACAUGAGUCUCAAAAGUAGCCCUUUUUCUCCUGGAUCUUCCUGCAAGCUCUCAAAUCAGUACAUCAUUCAAGAUCACAUGGCUGCUCAUUACAGGAAACUAAUGUCUGCCAAAGCUGCUGUUGAUUUAUCUGCACCAAAGAGUUUGCAUACCAGUGUUAAAUACAAUGAUCAACAGAAAAGAGACAGACUGAUUCAAGCCCUUGAAAACUAUAAGAAGGAUCAUGUGCGUAGUCUUUCAGCUUCACCCUUCACCUCUAGAAGUGUUUCUCCAGGUCAGCAGAAGAGAAGUAGGUCACUGUUGGCAAAGAGUCAUCUGUAUUUGCAGUUUGGUCAGAACAACUGCUCCCUGACAAAGAGAGAGCAGCCUCCCUUUGUGCCUUUUCAGAAGCUCCCUUCAAGAACUCUGUCACCAGCUUUUACUGCAAGAAAAACUAUCCAAAAUCCUGCUCAGGAUGUUUUGUCUGAAACUCAUGUUCAUGAAGCUAAUACAGGCAGAUUAUCUGCUUCACCACUCCGGCCGUCUCAUAUACGUGUGAGCAGUUGCAGCAGGAAAAAGACAUUUCAAAAUUCUUUUAAUAAAACCUACUCUGGAGACCUCCUUGACAAACAUUCAGUUUGCUUCACAGAAAAAAAACAUUUUACUCCUCGAAUCUUAAAGAGAUCACACCAGUCUGUUCUUGUAAAACAUAGAUAUUAUAAUCCUCCUCACAAAAAGAAAAACUUGUCACCUGGCAGACCAUCACUGAAAUCAGUGGAUGUUGACAGUGAAAAGAAAGGAGAUUUACGCAGUUUUUUAGAAGAUGCACUUGUGAGACCACAACUGAAUCACUUCUGCGAGAAGCCAGUUGAGAACUAUGAAUUAUGGUUUACUGAUUCUGACAUGUCACUUUCUCCAAGAUCACAACUUCAGGAAAAAGCAGACUAUUUUUGUUUUCUUGAAGAUCUGACAAACGAUAUUUUGAUUAGAAGAUGUUAUCACAAAGCGGCAUUAGAAGAUGUAUUUCAAACGCACAUUAAAAGUAAGAGGCAUAACCUUGAUGAGGUAAAAAUGAGAAGGAUAGUUCAAAGCCUGAAGAAAGAGCUGAACAUCACAAAGCAGCCAGACCUUCCCAUCAGCUGUAACAGCAGACAAAAUGAUGCCAGCAUUGCUGCCACGUGCUUUUAGCCUACAAUUUUUGGCAUUUCAGAGAGCAUUCAAAAUUAGUGAGGACAGCAAAUUAGAUUAUACAAACACCAAUUACAACGUAAAACUUGGGCAAACAUGCAAAUGAGGAGGAAAUGCAUCUUCCUGUGAUAAAACAUAGUAUUACUAUGACAACAAUCAGGUUAACACGCUAAGAACAGUAUCAGAACACCAAAAAUGGCAUUUACACAGGGACUUUCACAAAUUAAAAUAAAAAGCCGGAUGCAGUUAUCUUCUCAUUUGUUACUGAUAGCUGACACUGACAAAAUGCUUUCUAUGUAAUCUUCUUACUAUGAAUUCUGAUUAGACAUUUUUAUGUUAUCCUUCUACACACUUGAUUUACAGAUAGGUUGCAAAUUAAGUUUUUCAUACAAUUUUCAGAAACCUAAAUGAAUUGUGACCCGAAGUCUCACUGAUUUAAAACAGGAUUGAGAAUACUAAGUCCCAUUUUCAAGUCAUUUAGGUAUUAACCUAAGUAAUUUAUGAUUUCUUAAAUAUCUUUGUUAACUAGUAUGCCAAAAACUAAGAUUAGAUAGUACUACAGUACAUACAAGUAACUGAAAAUAAUAGGUAUUUUGAUCUUUCAAGAUUUAUCCACUUCACUUAUCAAAGUCUAAACACUUACAAAAUAGUCCAGAGGUGUUGGACUAGAUGAUGUCCAGAGGUCCUUUCGAACCUCAUUCUGUGAUUCUGUGCAAAUUUGGGGAUAAAUAAAACACUCCUGUAUUAUUUCUAUUGUCUGUUACCGCUAUGCUUUCACAUUCAUAUUUCUAUCAAAAGAGUUGCUUCAAAAUUAUUUUUUAAAAAUUGAUACACUUUUACAUAUGAUCCCCAAAUAAUUUGUAGACACAAAAUGCUAUUGGAAAUAUUUAACUUUUAUGAACAGAUUUCUUGGUAUACUGGCAGAAGACAGGGCAUUCAAGAUGCAUUAUUUAAGACAGAUCUUCAGUUUUCCUGGAAGAGUCUCCAGGCAUAGUGCCAUAAGAAUUGCUUUAAUUACCUAAUACUUUAGUGAACAAACAACUAGAGAAGCUUUAGAAAAAGUCACAAGAUCUAUUGACCUGAUCCCAACCAUAGACGCAUGCAGUCCUGAAGCAUAGCCUGUAUACAAAGUUUUUGUUCAUUUUAACUAUACGAAAUACUUUAGUUUGUGUUAUUCUGUUUAGCAUGAUUCAUUUAGGGCAAAAGCUGAAUGUCUUUAAAGAUCUGACUGAUGAGUAGAUUAAUUUGCUGUUCUCAUAAUCUGUGUUCAAAUGGAAUAGGCUGUAAGCAAGGCGCAUAUAUAUGUUAAUAGAGAAAACCACCAGAGUGUAAAACUGAUUGAAUUUUAUCUAUAUUAUCUUUGUAUCAUUAGGGAAAUAUUUGUUGUACCUUAAAAGCUUAACUUAGAAUAAAAUCAUUUUCUUUCACUUAAGCUAAGAAAUCUCUUUCGAGGAGUAAAAGAUGCUAUCAACUUAUAUUGAAAGGGGAAAGUAGAUCUAAUACAAAAGUAACAUGAAAAUGUCUCUCUGUAGUGCAACUUGAAGUCUUACGGCACUACUGCUCAUGUAGAGGAGCUUGAUUUUUCUAAUAACUGGGGGGAAUAGGCAAGCAUAAUCCAUGUGAGUUAUUGGAAAAGUAGCUUCUGUUCAGUUGAAUUAAUUUAGUUGAUGUUACACUUUUCUCUCCCAUAGAAUAUCUCUGGGCCACUGAGCAAGCGUAGUUAGAUCUUUAAAAUGAACACGCACCAGCUUGUCAUGGUGAGCUUAUCUGUAAUGAAUCAUCCUAAAUUCAACUGCAGAAUCAUGAAUUAGACAGUUAUUUAUUUAUAUUGGUGAUACCAUAAUUUUAGAUGCCAUUUCCAGGUGAGUCACUGCUACCUCUACUUUCUUUUGGGAUCUGAAAUAGGAUUUUUCUUGGAUGAAAAGGGACUAACUCAAGGCUUCAUACCUAGAAUCUUCUUGACACCUGACCCUUUUUUCCCUAACAUAUUCACUCUUGUUAUCUCAGUUUUAAGUUAGUUUUCUGCCAUGAAUUUCAUAUGAAGUGACAAGUUUGAGGCCAAGAAUUGUCAGGGUGAAGGAGAUGACUUUCCGCAGAGAAUCAGCAGAGAGCCAUUACAGGUAUAACUAGCACUGCUUGUUGUUAUGGUGUACUUUCCAGACAGGCACCCUGGUUGCCAGCCCCAGCUUGCUGAGGAUUACUAACUCACCAAGGGCCAUUUUGAUGAGGUAAAGAUUAAAGUUGCAAGACCUUAAACUAUGCCCAAAGCGAGUGUAUGCCAGCAAGUACCAAGAGAUGGACUGACAGAUGCUUAGUUGGUCAUCUUUGGAUUUGUGUGGAUCAGGUCUCCUCUCUCUUUGUACAAUGUUAUUCCAUCUGGAAAAAAAGGACACCAAGACAGAGUGCACUAUACUUGUACACUGAAUGCAAUUUAUAUCUGGUUAUAUAUUUAUUUUUACAAUUACAGAUAAAGAUGGUGCCUUGUUUUUCUAUCAUCCAAUACUGUUUGCCUAAUAUUUUUACAGAUAGUCUGGUAAAUUUCAUUUUCCAUCUGUAGAUCCCCUUUUGUAAAGCAAAUUCAGAAUCAUUUAUUUUGGAAAUGGAAUGUAGUCUGUGAAGGGAUGGCAACAAUGCAAUGUAUAGUUUACUUUUUCUCCCGGUUAGUUUUUUCAACACAUUUAAAAGAAUUAUUUACAGAAAAUUCUACAGAAUAUUAAUUAUAUUACCUAUAUGUUCCUUAAUUAUCAUUCCACAAGUUUUAGUGUUCAGUAAAUAUUUAAGAAGAUAUGCAGAACUAAUAUAUUGUUAAUCAUUUGAUAAGAAAAAACAGUGCCCACUAUAUUGUUUUGAUAUUUAUUUGAGAAACCAGUUUUUGAACUUCAGUUAUUUUGUGUUGAGAUUAAAUCCACACAAAUUUACUGCACCUUACAGUUUUCUUGUUCAUGUUGCUCAGGUAGUGUUUGUGCAUUUAGGGAAUUUUUGGCUUUGGGCACUGUAUGACUUUCACUAAUAUUAUCAGAAACAUUUUUUGUGGAUUGCUUAUAUGUGCAAAGUGGCGAUCUUGAAGUAGACUUCAUUAGUGGAAAAACUGUUCCUCCUUGGGACUGCUGCUCAUCGUUUACCUGUAACACAAACACAUCCUGUUGGUUACUUGGUAAUGGAAAACCUUGCUAGCUUUCUGCAGUAGGUCAAAAGACUCUCUGCAAAAGACUUACUGUUGUGAAUAUGCAAAAAUAUAUACCUACGAAUUAAAAAUAAAGUAUUUUGAAGAUGUUUAUUA
Rhea pennata is the source of this 4728-nucleotide messenger RNA. Its product is annotated as spermatogenesis-associated protein 7-like. Gene Ontology annotation, biological process: protein localization to photoreceptor outer segment; photoreceptor cell maintenance; protein localization to photoreceptor connecting cilium. NCBI's taxonomy places the organism in Eukaryota, Metazoa, Chordata, Aves, Rheiformes, Rheidae. The transcript has 11 exons. Bases 210 to 1448 code for a protein of 412 amino acids. The record is from RefSeq and is a predicted model, not a curated record. Gene Ontology annotation, cellular component: ciliary basal body; axoneme; photoreceptor distal connecting cilium.